This is a messenger RNA of Daphnia pulicaria, 1865 nucleotides long. RefSeq names its product collagen alpha-1(I) chain-like. The coding region runs from base 212 to 1702 and encodes 496 amino acids. Lineage: Eukaryota; Metazoa; Arthropoda; Branchiopoda; Diplostraca; Daphniidae. The record is from RefSeq and is a predicted model, not a curated record. The transcript is spliced from 4 exons.
UUGCGUUCUCUAAAAUAAAGCCCUCCCAUUCUUGCUACCCUGUUUACACCGCCACCGCCAACCCCGUUCGGUAUUUAAAGGCCGCGUUCUCUCAUUUCAAGUCAGUGUUUUGCCGUCGACAGUUUAGGAAACAACGAACCCAAUAAGAGAUCGUUCCUUGUCGAGCAGAUCGACUCAGUAUACACAAAGGUUGUAAAUUCAGAAAACAACCAUGAGAGCUUUGGCUUUCGUUCCACUUUUGGUUGCCACCGUUUUGGCUGCACCCCAAUACGGUCAACCCCCAGCAGCAGGCGAGACUGUUUCCAUUACCAAGGAACAGUGGGCCUCUCUGAACCCAUACGGGUCUGCUUCUUCCUACCCCGCUGCUGAACGCCCACAAAUUGAAGAAAUUCAGAAGCAAUGGGAGAGAUUCUAUGAAUAUCUUCCGUGGUUGAAGGGACCUCCAGGCCCACCAGGCCCACAAGGAUCUCCUGGAUCUGCCGGAUCAUCUGGAGGAAGCGCCUACGGAGGUUCUAGCUACUCACAACCUCAAGUUAUCCCUGGACCACCCGGCCCACCUGGACCUCCAGGACCUGCUGGAUAUAAGGGAGAUGCUGGGGCUCCAGGAGCUCCUGGCUACUCUGGAGGACCCGGACCUCAAGGCCCUGCUGGCAAACCUGGUUCACCUGGCUAUCCUGGAGAAAAAGGAACACCAGGCUACAAUGGAGCUCCCGGAGCACCUGGUAAACCUGGCUACAACGGAGAAAAGGGAACCCCUGGUUACAAUGGAGCACCUGGUUUACCUGGAGGCCCUGGACUUCCCGGCAAAGACGGUUACAAUGGAGCUCCCGGACCUGCAGGACCUAAAGGUGAAGCUGGCCCACCAGGUUACACUAUCCCAUCCAAGAUCCCAGGCCCACCAGGUGCACCUGGCUACCCGGGCAAAGACGGAGCUCCUGGUUACCCUGGUGGUCCCGGACCCGUUGGCCCAGUUGGCCCUGCUGGACUUCAAGGAGCUCCUGGCAAACCGGGCACCAAUGGUUAUCCUGGAGGUCCCGGACCUAAGGGCGACGCUGGAACUCCUGGUUAUGCUGGAGCCCCAGGCAAAGAUGGAUACCCCGGCGCACCUAGCAAGAUCCCUGGUCCACCUGGUCCCGUUGGACCUGCUGGAUCCCCUGGCUACAAUGGCGCUCCUGGCAAGGAUGGUCUCCCUGGCGGCCCUGGAUACCCAGGCAAAGAUGGAAAGCCCGGAGCUCCUGGAUACACUGGUGCACCUGGCCAACCAGGUAAGCCCGGUAAAGAUGGUCUUCCCGGCCCUGCCGGAACUCCUGGUUACCCUGGCGGCCCAGGCCCCGUUGGCCCACUAGGUAAACCCGGUGCUCCUGGAUACCCUGGUGGUCCAGGACCAGUUGGUCCAGUAGGACCUCUCGGCCCAGUCGGCCCACAAGGCAAACCAGGCAGUCCAGGUUACCCAGGUGGCCCUGGACCAGCUGGUCCUCUUGGACCUGUUGGACCCGUCGGACCUCAAGGUAAACCAGGAUCUCCUGGUUAUCCAGGUCCCGCUGGACCAGCAGGACCUGCCGGUUCUCCAGGCCAGACUUACGAAGCACCGGCCCCGGCUUACCCAGCUCCAGCUUACCCAGUCCCUGCUCCAGCUUAUCCGGCACCGGCUCCAAUCUAUCAACAACCCAUUUACGAGCCCCCAGCACCAAGCUAUGGUUAAACAUCACCCUAUCACAACGAGAAUUUUAUUCUAAAAAUUUUAUUACCUCUUUGACUCAUAUUUCAUUCCCAAUUCACUUUUAGAAGUCUGCUGCAGUUUAUAUUUGAAUAUUAGCUGUUGUUAUGAUUUCGCACAAGGUGUAAAUAAAUCACAAUAAUAAUAA